Molecule: messenger RNA, 1528 nt
Organism: Scomber japonicus (chub mackerel)
Lineage: Eukaryota; Metazoa; Chordata; Actinopteri; Scombriformes; Scombridae
Exons: 12
Coding region: 125-1354 (409 amino acids)
Cellular component (GO): precatalytic spliceosome
Molecular function (GO): double-stranded RNA binding; single-stranded RNA binding
Source: RefSeq, a predicted model, not a curated record
GGCUUUGUUCUUUUUCACAUUGGCUACUUAAAGUCAGUCUAUUCCUUCACUUUCAAUAACUACCUGUGCCUCUGAGGGAUUUGCGCUUUGUAUUAAAACAUCUCGGGGAAGGAAACUGGAGAUAAUGGAGGCUCAGGCUUCAGGUAACCAGAUUCACAACGACAACCCAAGAAAUGGGCCGCAGCUCUUCCAAAAUAGGGCUAAAAAUGUCCGGAGAAAGCGGCUGCAGCAUUCUGCUGAUAUAGUGUACACCAAAGGGACCUCUAUCCACACCAUGCCCUCUCUCAGCAAACAGUUGAAAGGGGUCACUGACUGUGUCAUUGGUCUUCAGUAUGUGUGGGAGUACCGGAGCCCCAGUAAAUCUGUCCCACCACACUACCAAUGCAAACUGUGUGCUGUGUCCCGCUUGCAACAUGAUAUGCUUGCUCACGUGAGAGGCUGGAAGCACAGUUUCAGAUAUUUGAAAAAGGCUCACCCAGACAAGGUCACCAGUGAUGAGGUAGAGGCCAACAAAGACCCUGCUGUAAGGAAGACAAUUAAAGAAAUUGCAGCUGAGGUGGAGAAGACAGAGGGGAGGGGACAACUCAAGGUCAUCCUGAAGGAGCCCUGUGAUGUGCCUGCUUUUGAAGGACUCCGUUCUGCUGCUCCCAAGAUUGUGCCACUACCACCACCACCAGGGAUGGGACCACAUGGACCACCCUUUGGUCCCAGGUUCUCUGACCACAGGUUUCCAGGGGACUUUCCUCCUCCUCCUUUCUCUGACUACCCACUGGGUGAGCAUGGGGAGCCUGACUUUGGAGGCUAUUCAACCAGGGAAAUUUUCCCUGAACCUAAUAUGGGUCGCAGAUCCCUUCAAGAUGGUAUGGGUCGUCAUCCAGCUGUGGGUGGAGAUAGUUUUGGAUCAGGUGGUGGAAUGGAUAGCUACGGAAGGACUGAACUAAUGGAGAGCCCACGCAGAAGGUAUUCCGACGAGUAUCGGGGCAGCCAAAUGGGGAGUGGCUUAUUGGACAGACCAGUGAAUAAGCCACUUGACAGGCCAGGCUUGAUGGGAGCAUCAGACAAUGACGGCAAUCGUAACACACUGCUCACUUACCUGGAUACCUUCCGGAUAGAGAACGAGAGUGAUGCACAGCUGGUGCUUAAAGUGACACAGAAACUAACAGACGUGCUGAUGGAGUACAGACUGAGGAGUGUAUCAUCGGGUUCUACUCUGAACAGCUUGUCAAUGAGCUCGGGUUUCUCCUCUACACCCUCCAGAUUGCCAAGUAGCAGUGACGGAUACUUAAGUAGUCCCUUAAAUAGUCUGUCAGGUCCAUCCAGGUACUCUGAUGGACCGUCCAGGUACUACAAAUGAAGAUAGGUUGAUGUGACACCUCGAUCUUCUCACCUCUGUCCUAUCUGUCCAGGAGUCAAAAACCUAUUUGAUAUUGUGUACAUUUAUAUGCUUUUAGGCAUAGUUUUUGUUGCUACCUAGUAGUUUUUUGGGUUUUUUAUGUUUUUGAUUUCUCUAGAAUAUGAGAAUUUGUUA